Sander lucioperca (pikeperch) is the source of this 981-nucleotide messenger RNA. RefSeq names its product calglandulin. Gene Ontology annotation, cellular component: myosin II complex. NCBI's taxonomy places the organism in Eukaryota, Metazoa, Chordata, Actinopteri, Perciformes, Percidae. Gene Ontology annotation, molecular function: calcium ion binding. The transcript is spliced from 5 exons. The coding region runs from base 399 to 866 and encodes 155 amino acids. The record is from RefSeq and is a predicted model, not a curated record.
GUGGACCAUGUGAUGUUGAGGUCAGAAAAUGCAUCUGAUAGUUUUCACAUUUUGUUAUCUUAUCUCUCUCCUCUCUCCUGUUCUGUCUUGGUUACUUUGAGAACAGCAUAAUAUUUUAACUAAUUACAAGUUUACCAAACCAGUUAUCUUCCAAAAUUAUAUUCAAGUUUAACUAUGCUGUUUACCAUUUGUUAGUUGAGGUCAGUAACCAAAUGUUCCUCAUGGGUGAUUAGCAAAUCCAUCCUUUAAGCGCCAUAAAAGGCCACAAAGCAUGCUCCUCUAAACCCUGGGGAAAGAGCAUUAGAAGUGUAGUUAUGACUUGGCCAAGGCAGACUCUCAUUCGACAGUAAGUGUUGCCACAGUGUUUGUCCUCAGCCGUGUUUGGACUACCAGAGAAAAUGGCCAGCAAGUUAACACAAGAGCAGAUCACAGAGUACAAAGGAGUUUUCGAGAUGUUCGAUGAAGAGGGGAAUGGAGAUGUGAAGACACAGGAGCUGGAGAGGCUGAUGAGUUUAAUGGGGAUCAAUCCUACAAAGAGAGAGCUCAGCCAGAUGGCCAAAGAUGUGGACAAAGAUGGUAAAGGGAUAUUUAACUGUGACAGCUUCCUGGGUCUGAUGGCACUGUACCUGGAAAGAACCAAGAACCAGGAUGCUGAACUCCGAGCUGCUUUUAAAGUAUUUGACAAAGAGGCCAAAGGAUACAUCGACUGGAACACACUCAAAUAUGUACUGAUGAACGCAGGGGAACCACUCAAUGAGAUUGAGGCAGAGCAGAUGAUGAAGGAGGCAGAUAAAGAUGGAGAUGGAACCAUUAAUUAUGAAGAAUUUGUGGCCAUGAUGACUGGGGACUCGUUCAAAAUGAGCUGAAGAUCUUGUGGAUAUUCUGCAGCUGUUGUGAACAUGUGUUACAAUUACACACAAUUGUAAAAAAAAAAAAAAAAGAAAAGACAAGUAUAUUUGGUCUUCGACAUUUCUAGUCGUA